AUGGGCACAAGAGCACAGACAAGCAUCGCCCCAUAUCGUCAUGAUCCACGAACACGCCUCAUUGAACUGCUGAAACGGUGGUUGCGAACGAAUGCAGCCAAUGCCAACAUCAGUGAAGAAGAGGUUCGGCGCAUGUGUGCUUUGUGCAGAGAUCUCUUGAACUACCCAAACUUAUUUCCAUCCAGAAACAAGACGAGUUUCAUGCAUGCCCUUAGUGAAGCAUAUGAGCAUCUUGAGCUUCAGUUGCGUCAAGUCCUGGAGCGAGACCGUACAUGUGCAGAACUGGCUACCAGAUGCCUUUCUUUGAGCCGCAAUUUGGUGUCGGAUGCGAUUACUUUCUUGCUGCUUGCGGCUACACACCUCACGCAAACAGACAACCUUCCAUCUUUGGAAGUGGUGGUGCUUUGGCAGUCGCUGCCAGCAAUCGGAAAUCCAUUACCAAGUCGAGCUGAUCCGCAGUUGCAGAAGAGUAUGCAGGACGCUUGGUCUACUUUGAUCGGGUCCUUGAUAACUUCUCUCCUGGGUCUUCGGUGGACGUUUCACCUUUUCGCCGGCGUAGGCACUGAUCAGGAGCUCAAGGCGUUGGCUCACGACGGUGGACAUGGAACCUCUGGAACCCCUGGAACCCCUGGAGCCAAAGACACACUAGCGCAGAUCCACUGUGUGCGUGAGGAGUUCGCGGCUGGCCAUUUCAAACUGAGUGGUUUGGCGGGGCCUUUCCGAGAGCCACAGCAGCAGGAGACGCGGGAAAAUCUCUUGGUGGCAGUUGAGUCCCUGUACGACCUUCUGUACCUACUUGGGGAGGUGCUGUUGCAUUUCCACAGGAUAAGUGAUAGCUUGGGAGAUUAUGGAAUGAUCCGUGUGUCCUUGUGGCUGCAUCCCUGCUUGGAUUCGGUGAUUGAGAAAGUCCAGCGGCUGCAAGCGAGCCUGAAAGGUCUCAGCAAGGCCGUGGAUGCAGAACUUGUCAUCGCCAAAGCUCGAGGGAGGACGGUGAAGAAGCCGCUGCCCAGUGACCGAAUGUCCUCCCGUGCGCAUGCUGCUGUAGAGCGGGCACUUGUGGGUCAGGAUUGUCACCUAUCUGCAUUGCUUCACACCUUGGAAGAACUCAAGACGCGUUCAUCUCCUGAACGGCUUCCACAUGUGGUUGAAGGGCUGGGUGAUGCCUGUGUCCAGCUUCAGACUGUUCUCACAUCACCCCAGUUCCGUGCUCGUGUGGGCGAUUCUUUCCCUCAGCGCUUGCCAUCUUUGGCGAAUAUGACCAGGGGGAGUGACCAAAGACCCAAUCUUCAGUUGAUGAACGUAGAUGAAGCACAUGAUGGCCACUCUGCGGCAUAUAGCGAUCCAGAGGAGCCCCAAGAACCGCAGCCAUAUCAAGAUCCUCCAGAUCAAAGCCUGGCAUACAGAGAUACGGCGCAAAAAGGCCAACAAAAGACUGAGCAAAAUGGAGCUCCUGCGGACACUGCGGACCUGCCUGAUGCGGAUCAUUCUGUUUGUUUUUUCCUUUUUGGACAGGGUGAGGCACGGCGAAGGAGCAGGAGCUUGUCCAAUGCAGUAUGGAGCACCUUCCGUUCAAUGCGAGGCAUGCGCGGUCCGACCUGGCACGCAUCCCUGCCUUCCACUCGUGGCCCAAGCACACCAUACACAGUGGCAGCUCCAUCUUCAGUUCCACAUGGGCCACAUGCGCCGCAUGCGCCAAACGACUUGGUGUCGGAGCUAUCUCCUGAUGGCUGGAUUUGUCGCACAGGUUCAGGGGGGCGGACCUCCUGGCACCACACAUCUCUGGGGCCUGCGCCAUGGGAUGGCCAAGGCCGGGAGCCAGACGAGCUCUUCCAUGCCAAGCCUAUCUCAAUUGGUGGGUCUCAGCAGAGGCUCGGAACACGAGACGCCCGAGACACCCGAGACACCCGAGACACCAAUCCAUUCUCCGAUGACUUGGAGGCAGAGGCCAUGGGCGCCACAGGUGCCACAGAGCGCACCACGGAGCCUGGCAUUCGGCAUGCGCACGCAGAUGUGACUGGCUUCCAACCGACCCCAUCUGUCUCUGCCCGGGAACAGUUGGAGAUACGCUUGGAACGCUCUCCAGUGACUCCGGUGACUCCAGUGACCCAGGAAACGUCUCAAGUGAUGGACUUCGGGCCGUUCACUGAUUCGCCCUUUGGAAAUGGCCAUGCGCAGGAUGCGUCCACUCGAGAAAGCCGCCGAGCCUCUACAAUGCCUGGAUUCAUGCAAAAGCCAUUGGAAAGAGGGUGUUUACGAGCAGAAGUGCAGCGUCUUACCACUGGUGUGCAAGGUUGGAAAGCCCAUGACAGUCGUAGCCUUUUAAUCACUGGCAGCCAGCUGCUGAUUUACCAGAAAGGCUCCACGGACCAAGUCAAAACAGUUGUAGACAUUUGCGAUGAUGUGGAACAAUGCUCACUUCUCCCUGAUGGUGUGCUCUCCUUGGAAGUGCGACGCAAGAGGCGUCGCUCCUCCAGUCUCUCACGCUUUACGCCACGUUCACGAAAAGAUUUGGACGAGAGGAAGCUCUACUUCUUUAAGUUCGAGCCACAAGAGCUCGCUCAACAGUUCAAUGAGAUUCUCUCUCAAUCCAGAGGGACUUAUUGAAGACUUGAUGCAUCUUGAUCUUGUUCGUUUUUGCCGUAAUUCUGCGUAUUCAAGAAAUUGAAGAAUAUGCUCUGACAUUACAGUGAUUCAUUUUGCGUCGCAUUCGCGAUCUUGUGUCAUGACUUUGCAUGUACGGGCCGUUUACGGACCCCACUUCUCGUGCCC
Molecule: messenger RNA, 2769 nt
Organism: Cladocopium goreaui
Lineage: Eukaryota; Dinophyceae; Suessiales; Symbiodiniaceae
Source: the annotation of a GenBank genome assembly